CUAGUGACGUCUAGUAAAGCGCGUCUGUGUUGGCGGUUUCGGUCAUGGCGGGUCUCGGGGAUUGUGAGUUUUUGGUGCGGAGGGCUCGCGAGCUGGUGUUGGAGGAUACCUGUGCGGCUAGAGCGUGGCUCAUUACCGCACGCACACUGUAUCCGCAAGACUUCAAUAUUCAGUAUGAGAUGUACAGUAUUGAAAGAAACUCAGAACGCACAGCGUCAGCUGGGAGGCUGCUAUAUGAUAUGUUUGUGAAUUUUCCAGACCAGCCAGUAGUCUGGAGGGAAAUUGGCAUAAUUACAGCUGCUCUCCGGAAUGACUCCCAGGAUAAGCAGACACAGUUUUUAAGAAGCCUGUUUGAAGCUCUUCCUGGCAGAGUGCAGUGUGAAAUGUUACUGAAAGCUACGGAACAAUGUUUUAAUACACUGGAACGAGCUGAAAUGCUGCUUUUAUUGCUUAAUCGUUUCCCAGAGACUGUGAUGCAACAUGGGGUUAGUUUGGGUGAAACAUUGUUAGAAGCUGAGAGUAUUGAAGACCAAGAGUCUCCUGUAAACUGUUUUAGAAAGUUGUUUGUUUGUGAUGUUCUGCCUCUCAUUAUUAACAACCUUGAUGUGCGCCUGCCAGUCGGUUUACUCUAUAAAUACCUCAACAAAGCUGCAGAGUUUUAUAUAAACUAUGUAACUCGUUCUCCACAGACAGAGGGUCAGCAUCAAGGCACGCAAGAAACAGCUGAUCUUUUAUCACCUUCAAAACGUAGCUCCCAAAAAUACGUCAUUGAAGGUCUUUCUGAGAAAUCUUCACAGAUUUUAGACUCCUGGGAAAGAUUAUUUAAAAUUCUGUCAGUAGUUGGAAUGAGAUGUGAAUGGCAAAUGGAUAAGGGAACAAGGAACUUUAGUGACCUAUUUCAUCGUGUGAAAGAAAUAUGCAGAUAUAUCAGCAAUUUUGAGAAUGAGGCCCAUGCAAAGUAUAAAAAUCAGGUUGUCUAUUCUGCUACCCUUAUCUUCUUUAAGAAUGUUUACCAGUACAUCAACGGCAUCCAGCCGUCACUCUUUCAAGGACCAAACACUUCAAGCCAAGUGCCGGUUGUUCUCUUGGAAGACAUAUGCAAUAUCUGCAGUGAGGUUGAACUCAAUCCAGGCAAACAUAUUCACAAAAAGAGAAAACUUGCUGAGGGCAGGGAAAAAGCUAUGAGCUCAGACGACGAAGAACUUUCUGGCAAAGGUCGAAAUCGGCAUGUUGUGGUUAAUAAGAGUGGUCUUUCUAACCCAAAUGAAGUGCUGGAGUGCUUCAAGAUCGCAAGAGAGUGUUGGGACCUCCUGCAUUCCUGCGAGGUUCUUGACAAAGAGUUCUCCAGGAUUUGCUUACCAUGGAAGACAGACACUUGGCUAUGGUUAAGGAUCUUCCUCACAGAUAUGGUCAUAUAUCAGGGGCAACAUAAGAAGGCAAUCACAAGUUUGCACCACAUGGCUGCAUUGCAAAGUCCUCUCCCUCCCACACAACAGAUUUUGAGUCAGGGAGCGCUGGAGCACCAAAGAGCUCUGAUCCAGCAGGCGUCUUGUCACUUUGCCCUUGGAGAGUACAGGUUGACAUGUGAAAAAGUCCUGGAGUUAAUGAAUUAUAUAGUGCCUCCUGCAAAAGAUUUCUCAAAGACACGUGAUGAAAUGCCCAAAGUGAAACCCAAGUUCAGAAAAGGUUCUGAUCUGAAGUUUUUACCAUGUACAAGCAAAUUCAUAAUGCCUUAUUGCCUCCAGCUGAUGCUAGCAUGUUUAAAGCUUAGAGCUUUUGCUGAUAAUCGUGAUGAUAUUGCGUUGGGUCACGUAAUUGUGUUACUUCAGUAUGAUUGGCCGAAAUGCGAGAACCUUUUCCUGAAAGCUAUAAACAAGAUUUGCCAACAGGGAAACUUCCAGUAUGAAAACUUUUUCAACUACAUUACAAACAUAGACAUGCUGGAGGAAUUUGCUUACCUACGGACCCAGGAAGGUGGUAAGAUUCACCUUGAAUUAAUUCCCAACCAAGGAGUACUGCUCAAGACAUCUAGCCUGGGGUUGUUGCAGCAGGAAUUCAUACCUGUCCUACAGCCCAGCAUAGCAGUCACCGACAGACAUCACACCGUAACCAGGGGCAUCACAAAGGGUGUGAAGGAAGACUUCAGGUUAGCCAUGGAGCGACAAGUCUCUCGCUGCACUGAAAAUUUGAUGGCUGUGCUCCAUCGCUUUUGCAUAAAUGAAAAGAUUUUGCUGCUACAGUGCCUCACUUAACUGUGGUGCGACGUGAAAUCAGAUGCCAAACACUUUUCAAUUAAUAAAAGAAAAAAUCUACUGUAUAGUCCCAACUGGAUAUGCCAUGCUGUUGUGUCCUGCAGUCGUGAAUACUUUACUGUUUUUGUUACUGUAUAAAUUAAAAUUGGUGUAAAUGGCUACUCAA
Spea bombifrons (plains spadefoot toad) is the source of this 2418-nucleotide messenger RNA. It is a transcript of the gene INTS10, whose product is annotated as integrator complex subunit 10. NCBI's taxonomy places the organism in Eukaryota, Metazoa, Chordata, Amphibia, Anura, Pelobatidae. The record is from RefSeq and is a predicted model, not a curated record. The transcript has 18 exons. Bases 45 to 2252 code for a protein of 735 amino acids. Gene Ontology annotation, cellular component: integrator complex. Gene Ontology annotation, biological process: snRNA processing.